UGCCGCCCAGUCAAGAUCGAUCAACCGCGUCGGGUGUAGGGGCGCUUUCGCGAGAGCAAUAUGCAAAAAUAGUGUUACCGCACCAAGGGAAGAUCAGUUGAAUUGAGAGAAGAUUACACCUGCGUGCUGGAAUCUUGCUUUCUUGCACAUUCAAAAUAUCUUUCCCUUUGUUUGGAACGCUUCCGAACGAAACCGAACGAGAGAAAGGAAGUUCACGGUAACAGACACAAAGGUUAAGCAAGGAAGGUUAAGACGUCAGUGGCUCUUACUCGGACUUUCACCUGUGCUUAGUAAGUCCCCGUGGACGGUGUGGAUGUGUUGUGUUGCUGACUUUGCUUCGGGGACCAAACUACCAAACGUGCGGCAAAUCAGCAAAUCGAACCAAACCAAUCCAAUCUUAUCUGGAUCGAAGGUGGAUUUGAGUGUUUGCUUUGGUAGUGGCGGUUUUGCAAACCGAACGAGGCUGCAAUGAUGGCGUUGCUGGUUUUGGGUCACUUUGCCGUGCCGGUGCAUCUUGCCAACGUGCGGGUACGAUUCGUCAGCUAUCGCACGAAACGACCCAUCGGGCUUAUCAGCGCACAGUACGACAGCUUGCUGCAGCCGCACACGAUCUUCAGCGGAAGCACCGGCAGCAGAACCUGGACACCGGCCGGUGGAGUCCGGCAGGAUGGCGGUGUGCCGUUGCUCGAUGCGCUCGGCUACAGGUGUGGAACAGUGCUGCCGGGUCCGCCAAGCAUCAGAUGCAUUUCCACCACCAGCUGGCUUGGCGAUCAACCGUCCUCCAAGGUUGAAGUCACGGUACAAACGCUAAAAAAGAAAGAAAAAGAACAGCAGCAGCAACAAACAGCAGCAGCAGCUCCACCAACCGCGGCAACGUCGAAAGUACUUACCGACCUUGGUACGAGCGCAGCGAACGCCCCGGUCGGUGCCAGUACCGGCGCUAGCGCGGACGCACAAUCGCAAGCCCCGGCACCAGCGGCCGCCGUUGUCGCGGCCGCCCCGGUUGUGAAGAAAACCCUGAAGCAGCGCAUAUGGGCCGAGCUGGUGCACUACUACCACGGCUUUCGGUUGCUGUUCAUCGACAUCAACAUUAGCCGGAAGCUGCUUUGGCGCGUACUUAAUGGGAAAACGUUGACGCGCCGCGAGCACAAGCUGCUCAUCCGGACGACCUCCGAUCUGUUCCGGCUCGUGCCGUUCUCGGUGUUUAUCAUCGUGCCGUUUAUGGAGCUGCUGCUGCCGCUCGCGAUCAAGCUGUUCCCGGGCAUGCUGCCCUCCACCUUCCAGACCGCGACCGAGCGGGAGGACAAGAUCAAGCAGAACCUCAAGGUGAAGAUCGAGAUGGCCAAGUUCCUGCAGAAGACGCUCGACGACAUGGCGGUCCAGAACAAGGAGCACCGGUCGCAGGCGGCCAAGGACUUUAGCGAGUUCUUUACCCGCAUCCGGACGACGGAGAACUUUACCAUCUCGAACGAGGAGAUACUGAAGUUUUCCAAACUGUUCGAGGACGAAAUUACGCUCGACUCGCUCAACCGCCAGCAGCUGCAGGCGCUGUGCCGCGUACUGGAGGUGUCACCGAUCGGCACAUCGAACUUGCUGCGGUUCCAGCUGCGCCUGAAGCUGCGCAACCUGGCGGCCGACGAUCGCACCAUCCAGAAGGAGGGCAUCGCGUCCCUGAACCUGUCCGAGCUGCAGGCCGCCUGCCGGGCGCGCGGUAUGCGUGCGUACGGCGCCUCGGAGGAGCGGCUCAAGUCGCAGCUGCAGGAGUGGAUCAAUCUGAGCCUGAACGAGAAGGUGCCACCGUCGCUGCUGCUACUGUCCCGGGCGCUUGUGCUGCCGGAGAAUAUUACCACGGGCGAUAAGCUGAAGGCGACGAUCUCGUCCCUGCCCGACUCGGUGGCGACCGUCACGAAGGCGGCCAUCGGCGAACGGGAGGGUAAGAUCGACAACAAGACGAAGAUCGAGGUGAUCAAGGAGGAGGAACGCAAGAUCAAGGAGGAGCGCGAGGAGGAGAAGGAAAAGCAAAAGGAGCAGCAGGAGCUGGUCGACGGCGCUCCGGUCCUGACGGCCGAUGGCAAGACGGUCGAGCCGGGUACGGUCGCACCGGAGCAGCCGGAGAUUAUCUUUGCGCCGGCACCGGCAACGACGAUCGUGCUGGACAAGAUCCCUCCGCAGCCGCACACGGUGGAGGAGAUUUCGAGCAAAGAUCUGGAGGUGCUGGGCGAUGCGCUGGGCACGCUGAGCAAGGACAAAAAGUCGCUGCUGGUGGAGAAGGAGGAGAUCCGGGACCUGAAGGAAGAGAUUGCCGACUACCAGGAGGAUGUGCAGGAGCUACAGGAGGUUGUCACUGCUGCCAGCAAUCAGGAAGAGGUACAGGUGAAGGAAUCGCGUGCCGCGAAACUGCUGUUCAAGAAGGUCAACUCGAUGAUCAACCGCAUGGACACGGUACUGACGGAGCUGGAGCGCAAGGAGAAGCAGCUAAAGGAGAAGGUGCACGCGGCCGAGCAGAGCGAAGAGGUACAGAAACCGCCGGCAGCCGACGAGGAGCUGGUGCGGAUAGACGAGCUGAUGUCGGCCAUCAAGAAGAUCCAGAACGUUACGGACGAUUCGCGGUUAGAUCAAAUUUCUAAGAUUCUCGGCAAAAUUGAUGACGAUCAGGAUGGCCAAAUUAAGGUGGAGGACGUGUUGAAGGUCAUCGAAACGAUCGGCAAGGAGAACGUGAAGCUGAACGCGAAACAGGUGGACGAGCUGAUCGAUCUGCUGGACAAGGAGGAGGAGCUGGAGGCGGAAGACAAGAUCGAGAAAGCGCUCACCAAGAGCCUGGAAGCCAAAGAGAAGCAAAAGGAGCAGAAGGAAAAGGAGAAGGAAAAGCUGCUCGAGCUUACGGAUAAGGCUACGGAUCUAAGCUCGCUGGCGCCACCGCCAGCGCCAAGCACCACGGCCUCGACGAAGCAGCAGCUCGACGACGGUACAGCGAUUAUCGACGCGGACGCACUGCAAAAGGUGGUGGAGGAGCGUAAGAAAAAUGCCAGUAUUAAUGGAGCACCAGGCACAGCGGCAGCGGAGGUAGUACCGCCACCGACACAACAUCGUCCAGCGGCACGGGCAGAAGCGAGCAGCACCGGUGGGGGGCCACCGAAGAACAAAAUGGUUUGAAGCGAACAAACGGCGCAACACAACCGCAAAGUUUUAGAGCUAAUUGUAACUCCGUCAGGGCUGUGCUGCGUUUGCGGUUGUAGCAAACGGUUAAGAACAUUGUUUUCUUAAAAAAAAAAACUUCUUCAAAAGAAGCGACCUUCGGUUACACAGAGCAAACGAAAGGAGUCCAACGAAAAGUGGCAACCACGAACCAACAUUUCCCCCUCCUCUCUGUAGGAAAAUCAAGCAAAAGUGCACACGUCCCAGUGAGAGGUUGAAGUGCAAUUGCUUUACACACUCCUGCCUUGUUGCAACUACGGAAGCUGCCUUUUCACCCAAGGCUUAGAGAAUUCUGUUGCCCGUUGUAAAGCAAGCUGCACUACUGCAUACAUUUCCUUUUACUACUGCUUCCUCGAUCCUCUUCAUUUUCCCUCUCGUUGCCCUACAGAAGGUCGCUGAAAGUGUCUGCAGCAGAUACGGUUUAAAAUUUAACACCGAAGACAACCUCGAUGACGAAGACGACGACGACGAUACCCCAAAAAAAUACAAUUUUGUGAGUGUGUGUGUGUAUGGUGGAUCCAUCUCACAAAUGCUGGUGCUGUAGGAAAUGCAACAAAAUCGAGUGCGGAAGACAAACCCAAAACAAAUUUACCGUUGUAACAAACGACCCGAUCGCAUAAAUAAGUCAAAAUGUACAAUAAAAAUGGAUAAUUUAUUAGGAAUGUUAA
Molecule: messenger RNA, 3863 nt
Organism: Anopheles merus
Lineage: Eukaryota; Metazoa; Arthropoda; Insecta; Diptera; Culicidae
Product: mitochondrial proton/calcium exchanger protein-like
Exons: 7
Coding region: 469-3153 (894 amino acids)
Biological process (GO): intracellular monoatomic cation homeostasis
Cellular component (GO): mitochondrial inner membrane
Molecular function (GO): calcium ion binding; ribosome binding
Source: RefSeq, a predicted model, not a curated record